CUCAUCCUCCGGCUGGUACCUCCCAACUGCUAAUUUCCAAGGAGAGAGAGAUGGAGACCGGGGGGAAGAUUAAGAAGGGCGCAGGCGGCCGGAAGGGCGGAGGCCCAAAGAAGAAGCCGGUAUCCCGGUCGGUCAAGGCCGGCCUCCAGUUCCCGGUCGGCCGGAUCGGUCGUUACCUCAAGAAAGGCCGCUACUCCCAGCGCGUCGGCACCGGCGCGCCCGUCUACCUCGCCGCCGUCCUCGAGUACCUCGCCGCCGAGGUUCUGGAGUUGGCCGGGAACGCGGCGCGGGAUAACAAGAAAAACCGGAUCAUCCCGAGGCACGUGCUUCUGGCGGUGAGGAACGACGAGGAGCUGGGCAAGCUUCUCGCCGGGGUGACCAUCGCCCAUGGAGGGGUUCUGCCCAACAUCAACCCGGUGCUUCUCCCGAAGAAGACGGCGAGCAAGGAGCCCAAGUCGCCCUCUAAGGCCACCAAGUCCCCCAAGAAAGCUUAAUAGCUGAUCACCCGUGUGUUGCUAUUCCAACUUUCGUAUUUCUGUUUGAAAUUCCGUGGAUCUUUUUUUGACGGUUUUCUUCUUUCGUUUGUAUCGGAGGGGGUGUAAGGAGGAGGGAACGAAACUGGAAAAAAAGGAUUUGUAUCAAUCGUCUUUCCUUGCAGGAAAUGUUAAGAAUGGUGCUUUU
Molecule: messenger RNA, 681 nt
Organism: Phoenix dactylifera (date palm)
Lineage: Eukaryota; Viridiplantae; Streptophyta; Magnoliopsida; Arecales; Arecaceae
Product: histone H2A
Cellular component (GO): nucleosome
Molecular function (GO): protein heterodimerization activity; DNA binding; structural constituent of chromatin
Source: RefSeq, a predicted model, not a curated record